AUGUCGAAAAUGCGGAUUCAAGAUCCUAAUCAAGACAUUGCGUCUGCAAGACCUAUCUCCAUCUUCCUUUUCAAUCCCAUCCAAAAUUUCUACAAAAGCAAUAUCCCCCUUCAUUCUUUGCAAAGUUAUGUCCUGCAGCGCGAGGCAUUGCCUCCAAAGGGGCCCAACCCUAAGGUAGUGCAUACAUUCCUCGCCAAGUCCACGUCCGACACUUCAUAA
Messenger RNA from Sclerotinia sclerotiorum 1980 UF-70, 219 nucleotides. RefSeq lists its product with no specific name. The record is from RefSeq and is a predicted model, not a curated record. NCBI's taxonomy places the organism in Eukaryota, Fungi, Ascomycota, Leotiomycetes, Helotiales, Sclerotiniaceae. The transcript has 2 exons. Bases 1 to 219 code for a protein of 72 amino acids.